Macaca mulatta (Rhesus monkey) is the source of this 363-nucleotide messenger RNA. The record is from RefSeq and is a predicted model, not a curated record. NCBI's taxonomy places the organism in Eukaryota, Metazoa, Chordata, Mammalia, Primates, Cercopithecidae.
AUGAAGAAAUGGAAGUCAAGACUUUUCCCAAGGCCACCAAACUGGUUAAGUGGCAAGUACUUAAGGCUCGCAAGUUCAGUGAUGUUUCUAAUAGACCUCUGCCUCUGUGUUCCCUGGACACCUCCAUUCCAGUGCAAGAUUCCCAUGGUUGAAUUCAUAGUGGGCUUCUAUGACUCUGCCUUCCUGGAGGUCCAAUACAGGACUAGCGAGUUAUUUGUGUGUGGACAGCCCAGUCCCAGAAGUUCAUUAAAUGAUUCAUCUUCUCCUUUUUGUCAUCAGUUUUUAGAGUCCUCAAGUUGUGUUGACCCACCUGGAAACACCGCUGGCUCCAGAAUGCCAAGCUCCAGUAAUUUUAUAAAAUAA